AGGCGCAGAGAGGACGCCAUGUGCUUUUGAGGCUGAGAGGCUGGAAGCUGUGACAGACUUGGCUUGUUUUAGUUUUUAAGGAACCCGGGAUUAAACGGCUCCAGUUUACAUUUAUCAUGUACUGCACCAGACAAUGCCUCCGGACCGCGCUGCGGGCCGCAGCGAUCACACACCGGCAACAGCUGCUGCGGCAAGCACCAGCCUUGUGUGCACUCCGACUUCUGAAGACCAGUCCAGCAACCCACUCAGACGCCAUCGCCACCCCUCCACUAGACGGUGCACCCAAAGAGUAUUCCCCCAAAAUCAAACAGCUCGUCAAUGACAUAGCCAGCCUCACUUUAUUAGAGGUGUCGGACCUCAACCAGCUCCUCAAGAAAACUCUAAACAUUCAGGAUGUUGGAAUGAUGCCGAUGGGGGCGAUGGCUGCAUCAGCUGUACCUGCGGCUGCAGCAGAAGAGGAAGAGGCACCAGUCAAGAAAGAGAAAACUCACUUCACAGUAAAAUUGACGGACCUAAAGGCAGCAGAUAAAGUUAAACUUAUAAAGGAAGUGAAGAACUGCAUCCAAGGCUUGAAUCUGGUGCAGUCUAAGAAGCUAGUGGAGGCUCUUCCCCAGGAAAUCCGGGCCAACGUAGCCAAAGAAGAGGCAGAGAAACUGAAAGCAGCCUUGGAGGCAGCAGGCGGCACCGUCGUUUUGGAGUAGAUCUACGUGCCCACUUGUUCUCCACCUUUUGCUGCCAUGCACUUCAUUCUAUAGUUUCUUUUUUUUUUUUUUUUUACAUGACAAGAGGAGCAUCCCGGGAAACAAAGAAAUGCCUUCUGACAUUAAUAUUGUCUCUAAACAGCAUCAGGUGGGGCAGUACAACUCAAACUGAACUUUCCAGGCACACAGCCUGCACAAACGGCCGUCCCGCUGUUUGCUUGUCCUUUUGUCUGCUCAUGUGUCUGUCUGAUACUUGUGUAGCAAACAAGCUACAGAAAUACUGGCCUGGGUGCCAAGUAAGUCAGUUGGUCAUUCUGUUUGUGUAUGUUUAACCUUUCACAGAAGGAAAGAUUAUGCUGUAGGGACAUGGUACCAUACCCCAUAAUGAAGAACAUCAGAUACUGUAUCUAUUUCAGGGGAUGGAAAAGUUGAGUCCUUACUUAAAGAAUUGUUAAUAAUGUGAUUAAAGUUGAAAUAUCCAUA
Messenger RNA from Centropristis striata (black sea bass), 1184 nucleotides. RefSeq names its product mitochondrial ribosomal protein L12 (gene mrpl12). The coding region runs from base 117 to 701 and encodes 194 amino acids. The transcript is spliced from 5 exons. The record is from RefSeq and is a predicted model, not a curated record. Gene Ontology annotation, cellular component: ribosome; mitochondrial large ribosomal subunit. Gene Ontology annotation, molecular function: structural constituent of ribosome. NCBI's taxonomy places the organism in Eukaryota, Metazoa, Chordata, Actinopteri, Perciformes, Serranidae. Gene Ontology annotation, biological process: mitochondrial transcription; translation.